CUUCCACAGAUAGCAACACUUUGUAACUCGCGCAACAAGGACCUCCAAGUCCUUCGAUGUGAGUGCUGGAACUAUGACUGAACACGGGCGGUUUCCUAAUUAAGGACGAAAGUCGAAUAAACUACUGCCUAUUGUAAUUGUGUGACAGGUGUAGAAGGAAGUUGGUUAAUUAAGUCCCACCGUCCCCAUAUGCCAUGCUGUCAAAUUCAUCGGAGCUGACGUUGAGCGUAGGGGAGCAAGUUUCCCCCGUGACCUUAACCGCAGAAUGGCCCCGAAUCGUUCGGCUACUCCUUCUGGCAUCCCUUGCUGCCAUUGGCAGUAUCGGAAACGUAUUCAUGAUAAGCGCCGUCAUGAUAGAUGAUUAUUUACGAAAAAGAGGAAACACAUUUUUAGUUAACAUCGCAUUGGCAGACUUAUUGGUAUCGGGUUUGGUGGUUCCAGCGUCAGCUGUGGUAAUCUUGGCAGGUCUGGGAGAUAACGUUAUAGUCUGCCGAUUCCAGUGGUUCAUCUCGGUUCUCUGUUUCCUGGUGACGAUGCUAUCUCUGACAUCCGUUGCGAUCGAGAACUACUUCCGAUUAUGCAAUUCAGACGGAUGCUACCAGAAAUUGACUCCACGCAGCAUAACGAUGAUCCUCCUGUUGUUCUGGGCCGUGUGUGCAAUAACGUCAGGACUACAAUUCGCCGAUUUAUCUUUCGACUAUUGCACCAGGAAGAAGUCAGGUCUGAUUCCUUAUCAAGCAACUGUAGCCAUAGUAUUCGUAUUCUUGCCGCUUGUUUUAACCUUUUCCUGCUACGUACGGACCAACUUUCGUGUACGAGUAGUUAAAUCUAGACCUAGUUUCAAGCCGAAUAUCACGUUCAGCUGGGACCUGGCACUGAUGAGAUCGAACAUGUACAGUUUCCUGCUGUUCGUCGUGUUCUGGCUGCCUUUCGGUGUAGUUUUAGGUGUCGGUACCGUCCAAUCUGUCAAAAACAAACUGUUUUACUCGCUCGCAUGGUUAGCCAUUAGCAAAUCAUGCGUCAAUAGUAUUUUCUAUUGCAUCACCAAUAGACAUUUUAGAAGUGCAUACGUUAAUUUGUUUCACUAUUGCUGCUGUAAAACCACGGUCUCGUUCUCUCGGAGACAACGUCCUGAAGGCAUUCGGCCUUCGGGAGACGUCCGGGUUCACAUCAUACCCGGCUACAACAUGUACUGUAGUCCUCAAAGGUGUCGCGAAGGUCAAGCCAAAAGAUGCUGCGGACGCACCAACGGUAGAGAUAUAUACGAGUUAUGAUGAGAUGAUAAGGGGUUGGCGAUUAAAGAAAUUCGGAUUUAAUUAAAAACGAAAAUCGAAUGUCAUUUUAAUUUAUUCAGAACGUCCUUACCUUACCAAAAAAUUGAUUAAAACUAUUGCAUUGAAGUAAAUUAUAGAAUUCUACAGAAUAACAAGAAUAAUACCGAGAAGUAUUUUCUUUGCAUAAAUCAAAAGUAAACACAGAAUACACAAACAGAUUUCCAAGUCAAAUAACGGAACGGUUUUUAAUCAUAUCUCAAAUCAGCUGAUACUGAAUCGACCCAAACCAUACCCUCUUUGAUAACAAGCAACUGAUAAAAAUAAUUAAUUGAAUGUAAACAAUGGAACACCAAAGAAGAGAUCCAAAGAUUGAAUGCCGACGUCCAAGAACUUGAAAUCAUUCAAUUAAUUAAUUAUUAAUCGUAUUCCAUAGAUUUGGUAUCGUUUAACGUUUGACAUAAAUAAUUAUAAUUAAUUUCAAAAUUAAACUUCAACGACAUAUACCUCGCCUAGAGGAAAUAACAAUUAUUUAUUAAUCCCAAUCUAUAUCAAUUUACUGUUAAUUAAGGAGCAGAAGUAAAUAUUGUUUGUACAUAUAAGGGCCGUACUUAGGCCGACGAUCAAAUUUUAUUGGGGAGAGAAUCUGAAGGCAACCGCGUGGUGUCCUUUAGAAACUGAUGUGACCCCUUUGCAUGUAGCCGAGAUCUAUCACAAUGUAUGAUUAUCUACAUUAUUAUUAAGGCCCUAAGUACGCCCCUGAGAACGAGGUUAUGUGCGAAUGACGUCCGCUCCUUACCAAUAAAGAUAAGGAAGGAAAACAUCACACAGUAACUAUAAAUUUUCAUCGCUACAACGAGUUUUUAUUAUUAUAGAAUCUUUAGUUCCUUUGUUUUUGUUUUCUUAAAAUGUAGGAAACAAAACUUUUAAAACGGUUUCUAGGUUUAAGGAAAUUGAACGAAAACCGGUUACUUACAAGGCACAAAAUACACAAAUAUAUGCACUUGUGACUUAUAUGGUUGCAACUAUUAUUCGUAAGUAAUAAAAUUCCCUCUGAUAAGAAAGCAAUGCAUUUACACAUUUUUGAGACUGAAAUUACUAAUUCAACUUAAAAGUUUUUCAAAAUACCUAGCAUCAAAUUUUACGGAAUACCAACAUAUUUAUAAGUUGAAAAACCAUCAAAAACAUUCAGUGGUGGAUCAUCCUAACGUUUAACUUUUAAUUCAAAUAUCAAAAGCCAUUUAAUCGAACACACCAAUAAUAAAAACUUUUUCAUCGAUUGUAUAUUUACAUUCAUACACUCAAUAAAAUUAUUUUCAUUAAAAACGUUGCCUACACGCCGUGCUUAAGGACAGUAAAGCGCAAAAAAGAAAAAGAUUUUGUUUUUUAAGCCGAAUUAACAAUUUUUUUCAUAAAAAUAAUAUGUAGAAAAUCGACUGAAGAACCUAAAACUGGUAUUAGGUUUUUCUAAUAGCACAAAAAUAUAAAUUGUUUUUAUAAAAUUCAAAUCCGUGGACGUGUAGUAAUCAUUUACAGAAAUAUUGUUUGCUAUUAUUUUAGUCUAGUACUUUCUAAUAGAUUAGAAUAUACCAUUUACUUAUAAGUAGUUUUUUAGCAGAAUUUAUUUCUCAUUAGUUUAGUUAAAAUUAGCCUAUUAUAAAUAAUUUUAAGCAUGCUAUACGUGUAAUAAUUCAAGCGAAGGGCAAAAGACAACCUGUUUAAUACUCGAUUAUCCACAGAAGAAAAUUAUAAACAAUUUAAAUUCAUAUUAAGUUCCAGGGUUAUUAAAACUUAUACAUAUUUCCAAUUAUUCACUGCAUAUACAAAUUUUUUCGAAUUGUGUGUUUAUUAAAGUUAUAUUUUUCAAAAUCAAAAACUAAAUUUUGUACCGUGUUUUAUUCUUUUUAUAUAUGCAUGUGCCUAUUAAAUUUAAUAUGCGAGUGCUGUACUAAAAGUAACACAAUACCUUAAAUUGACAAAAAUUUCUCGUACGUGCGCUUCUUUCAGAAUAAUUAAUUCUCUUAAAACAGAUAAAUAUGCGCCACCUACGAGAAAUUUCUGUAGGUAAUUGGAAGAUAGGUACUAUUGCAUUAUUUUCGGAACGCCUCUCGUAUUUUACCCUAAACAAAAAAGACAAUAUUUAUAAGUAAUUCUGUCAAAAAUUUUAUCGGCAACAAAACAUUUACAGAUGGAAGAACGUCGCUGAAAGAAUGAUUGCCAGUUGCCGACGAUAAACUUUAGAAAAUUCUGCACUCACAAACGAAAAAAAAAAAAAGACAAAACAAAAAAAUAAAAGAUCUGUAAAUAUAUAUAAAGAUAUCGUUGCCUUCUUUAUGACUGUGAUCUUCCUCUAACAAAAAUAUAAGCUCUCAAAUGUGUGAUAGGGGACCAUCGUGUUAUUGAAACAAAAGAUUCACUGUUUUAAAACAUCUUUCAUCACUCUAACCUGAUCUUCACUCGUUAUUUUAUUCGAAUAUAUGUACUGUUCGUUUCAAGAAGUUGGAGAUAUGCCCUUUCCCUUUAUUAGGAUGCGCCGUAGCAUAAUUACAAAUUCAAUCGUAUUUGUCUGCGGAGCUCAUUUCUUCACUGAUCAUCGAGCGAGUGCUAGUCAAAAGUGUACAG
Agrilus planipennis (emerald ash borer) is the source of this 3893-nucleotide messenger RNA. RefSeq names its product melatonin receptor type 1B-B. Lineage: Eukaryota; Metazoa; Arthropoda; Insecta; Coleoptera; Buprestidae. Gene Ontology annotation, cellular component: membrane. The transcript has 3 exons. The record is from RefSeq and is a predicted model, not a curated record. Gene Ontology annotation, biological process: G protein-coupled receptor signaling pathway. Gene Ontology annotation, molecular function: G protein-coupled receptor activity. The coding region runs from base 195 to 1274 and encodes 359 amino acids.